This is a messenger RNA of Gracilinanus agilis (Agile Gracile Mouse Opossum), 1411 nucleotides long. Its product is annotated as proline-, glutamic acid- and leucine-rich protein 1-like. Lineage: Eukaryota; Metazoa; Chordata; Mammalia; Didelphimorphia; Didelphidae. The record is from RefSeq and is a predicted model, not a curated record. The transcript has 4 exons. The annotation marks the transcript as partial. Gene Ontology annotation, cellular component: nucleus. Gene Ontology annotation, biological process: positive regulation of transcription by RNA polymerase II; negative regulation of apoptotic process. Gene Ontology annotation, molecular function: histone binding.
UUACCCGGCCCCCUUCACCCCCCCCUCCCGUGCCUGGGGGAGGGGGAGGGGAGGGAGGGAGGGGCAGCAGCUGCGAGGAGGCCGGCCCAGCCCGGGCGGUCCUGCCCUUGGCUUUGGAGGCUGGAUGUGUUGCAGCCUGGGCGGCGGGAGGAGCAGGUGCCCUCCGGGGGGGCGGGGCCAGAUGGAAACGGGAGCAGCAGCUGGCUGCAGGGGCUGCCCCUUCCCCCAUUCCUUGGGGAACAACCAGUCCCUCCUGGGGGGGAGCUCCCAGGGGCCCGUCUACACCUGCCUGGCCUCCCCCUCCUGACCCAACACUCAGCACCUCCCUCUGUUGCUUUGAAGGACUUGAAAGAGAAGAAGGAAGUGGUGGAGGAGACGGAGAAUGGCCGCGAUGCCCCCGCUAACGGGAACGCGAAUGAGGAGAAUGGUGAGCAGGAGGCUGACAACGAGGUAGACGAAGAGGAAGAAGAAGGUGGCGAAGAGGAAGAUGAAGAAGAAGAAGGAGAUGGUGAGGAAGAAGAUGGAGACGAGGACGAUGAUGCCGAGACAGCUACGGGCAAGCGGGCAGCCGAGGAUGAUGAGGAGGAGGAAGUGGACCCCAAGAAGCAGAAGACUGAUGAGGAUGACUAGACGGCAAAAAAAACGAAAAAGAAAAAAAAAAGGGAAAAAUGUAAAUUUUUAAAAAAGCAAGAAAAGAAAAGGCCGCAGUGACCUGUCCACCCUCCACUUCCCGUCUCAGAAUCUACACGUGGUCACCUUCGAGCAGAGGCCCGGCCCAUGGGCGCCGCCACCACCCACGCAGAUGACACGCUCCUGACCGACCGCCCGCCACCACCCGCCCAGACUUCCACCAGGGGAGGGAGACCAGACCAAAUCCUCCAAGGCCCUGCUUUUUUUCUUAAAAGUACUUUAAAAGGAAAAUUUGUUUGUAUUUUUUAUUUACAUUUUAUAUUUUUGUACAUAUCGUUAGGGGGUCAGCCAUUUCUCGUGCUCUCGGACGACCAAACAGCCUUUGCCGUGUUCUCUGUCCCGCUUCUGGCUUCGCUUGUCGUGUGACCAUGUUCCUUACGAUCUCAAAGGAGAGAAACAAAACCUUGUAAAAAAAGCAAAAACGACGACAAAAAUACAAUCUGAUUCCGAGCAUUCCAAUAACUUUUUGUGUCUGUACUUAGCUGUACAAUAAAUAGUUGGUUCGUAUGAGAUGGUUAAAAGGCCAAAGAUAAAAGGUAUUUCUUUUUUUUUUUCCUUUUUUUUUCCUUUGUCUCUUUGAAGUUGCUCUUUUGGGGUUUUUUUGGUUUUUUGUUUUGGUUUUUUUGUUUUGUUUAAACAUUUUUUUUUGGCCUGUUUGAUGUAUGUGUGAAACCUGUUGUCCAACAAUAAACCGGAAUUUUAUUUUGCUGAGUUGUUCUAA